CGUCUGACCCCCACCCGGGGGGGGCAGAGCCCUCGGCCCAACCCUCUCCGCAGGUUCCUGCGCUCGGCUCGCCCGCCGGUGCCAUCCUCACCUGGGCAGCGAGGAAAAGAAGGACGCCGCCACCAGCGCCACCCCCGCCACCCCCGUCCUGCGCGGAGAGGCCACCGGCAGACCCUCCCCGAGAAGCCGUCGGGGGGCCGACGGUUCCCAACGCCCCCCCACCCCGAAGUCAGGGACCGGCAUCAGCAAGAAGAGAAGGACCCGCUCUGAUCCCUUUCCGAUUUGGGUUUGCAACUGGAAGAACUGCAAAAAUGACGCUUCUGGCUUCUGAACGAUCGAUGAUGAUCCGAAGCAAGUUCCGUUCUGUGCUCCAGCUGCGGAUGCAACACCGGCGGUCUCAAGAGCAGCUCUCUGAACGUCACUUAAUGCCACCGCUGAACAAGCCCCUUGCAACCUUCUCACAGCCCAAUGGGGGACAGGGCCAGAACAGGGUCAAUGAGGCUGCCAAGCUGAAAGUCUUGCCCCGGCCUCACAAGACCAGCACUGCGAAGGGCCAAGCAGCGGAAGUGCCUGUGGGAGAAGCUGCUGAGUUGCAGGACAAAAAGGCUCGCUUGGCUGAAGACCUGAGUGAGAAGAUCCUACACCGUCCUGGGCCUCUUGAACUAGUGAAAAAAAACAUCCUCCCCUUGGAUCCGGGCAUCAAGGAUGCCAUGAUGGAUCCUGCUGCUCCCGAUUCCUUCAACUUUGAAGAAGAUCUCAGCAGUUCAUCUUCAUCUUCUUCCCCGUGUUUUGCACUAUCACCUGGAAGUACACCUGGGAAUCCUGCUACCUCUGGAACAGCCUUUCCUCUGGACCUACCCCCGUUGCUGGCUGAUCAGCAGCCCUCUGGGUCAGCAUCCACGUCUGAGGCCGAGUUCCCUCUCCAAGGGGGGAGUCCCCUUGCCAAAUCCUCAAAUUCGCUUCUUAAGGCCCAGCCCAAGGCUUCUGAGGCCAAGAAACCUCCACGCCCCAAGAAGGCCAAGGAACCAAGACCCAAAAUAAAGAAACUCAAGUACCACCAAUACAUGCCACCCGACCAGAAAGGAGAGCAGGCCCCGGUGCCCAUGGACGCAGCCUAUGCCCGCCUCCUGCAACAACAGCAGGUCUUCCUGCAGCUUCAGAUCUUGAACCAGCAGCAACAGCCGACGCCAACAACGCCGGCCACCUUCUGCGUCCAAGCCUUGCACGCCGUCCCAGCCAGUACUCCAGAGCAGGUCCUGAGCUUCGCUGGGACACCCACCCCACCGAGCGGGCCCCCUCCGCUCACUCUUCCCUCUCCAGCUGCGCCAGCCUCCCCUUCACCACCAAAGCCGGAACUAUUGCCCGCCAAUUUGGAAGAGCUAACGGUCUCUGAACUCCGUCAGCAACUCCGUAAGCGGGGGCUCCCUGUUUCAGGCACCAAGCCUGCCCUGCUGGAACGUCUCAAGCCCUACCAGGUGGUCCGGUCCAAGCCCCCACCUGUCCCCCUCUCAAGCCCCCGACUGUCAUCCUCAGACCUAGAAGAGGAAGCCCAGGCCCUGAGGGAGAAACAACGGCUUGCUGAGAACCUGGCUCUAAAGCUUCAUCAGGAGCAGAAACAUCACGACAAUGAUCUCCGUGUGGAGUUGGAGAUGCACAAGCGGAUCAAGAACCGCCGCAAAGGAGCACUACCUUCACCAAGCCAGCAGGGUGCGCCACCGCCUUAUGUCCCAAAGCUCGAGACCGCCACUGAUGCAGGAAGCCGGGAAGAUGGUUUUAUGGUUUUAUGUCCUCCAGCCUGUGAGCCCAUUAAUUCUGAUCUGGAGCUGCCCCUUGAAAUCACAGCCAGUCCUCCUGACCCAGCCCCACCAACCCGUUCUCUUGAAGAGGAACUCCAAGAGGCCAUCCAGAAAGCUCAGCUGGUGCCCAGCCAGUCCAUUGAAGACAUCUUGGAGGAACCACUGGUGUGUACAGGUGACCUUCUUCAAGCACCUGCCUUGACUUCAGAAGUCUCAGAUGACCGAGUUGCCCCAUCUCCACUUUCCCAUCAAGAAGCAUCACCACCGAAGAAACCCCGCCCCAGCAGUGAUCUUCCCUUGACGGCCUCUACCAUCUUUGACUUCCCUGGACCUUAUGAUCUCCUCUCAACAGCCUCUUCCUCAUCUGCAUCACUGGACUCUCUGUCCACUGUUUUCUCCCCUGACUCUCUGGAGAUGCCCCCCUCUCCCCCAAAUGCCUGGCAGAGGAAUGGGACCCAUGCUGGAUUUGAUCCUGUUGAUUGGCUAGAGGCCUUGACCUCAGGUUCUGCAUCAGGCCUGGGUUCUACUAGCCCUGCUGGUGGCAGCAUCUUCUGUACAGACUUCUUUGAUUCUUCUGACCUUGGUGUUAACCACAUGAUAGACCUAAUGGUGGAGCAGUGGUAGAUGGAGUACUUAUAGUGGCCCAUCUGGAUCUCCAAGACCUGAAGGAAAAGGGGGACAAUCCUCCUUAUGCCCUGCAAGGUCACAGUAGCACUGGAUACCAUCUUGGACAAGAAUGAUGGUCUUUAUGGUCAGCAUCAAGGUUCAUCCAAGAUGGACUUGUUUCUGCUAAAGGCAAGUCUAAUCACUCCCUUGGAAGAAUUAAGUUGCUGCUGUUUGGGUUGUGUUAAUUCCAUAUCUCAUCCUGAAUGUCCAAGCAAUCCCAGAAACAUUUGUUUACCAUCAUGUGUCCAUCCUGAGACACAAAGAAGCAACAUCCAGAAGGCCAACAACCAGGCAGCCCUGUAAAAUCAUAGAUCAGGAUUAAUUAAAGCAUAUGUUUUUCUGAAAUGUCAGCUUCUUACGAUAUCUUGAACAAAGCCAAAGUUUGGAAUAGCAUUGAUUUUUGGAUGCCAUCUUGGCUGGAAACCAAACAGUUGACAUCUGCAUUCUUAAUAACUUAGGAUGCUAUCUUGGCUGGAACCAAGCUGUAAAUUUCAGAAUUCUUAACAACUUUGAACCCAUCUUGGAUUAAAAUGCUGGCGUAUCCAUCUUGCUAAUUUUACUUGCCAUCUUGAUCCUUAAAUGUCUGCGUCAUGAAGCCCUAACAGCAUAAGAAAUGCGGUGGACCAAGACAACUGCAUAUUCAAGAGGCUGUGUCAAUAUCAACAUUGUACACAUCCAAUUCCAGUAAUGUAGGUACAGUGUAGUUGAGGAUGAGAAACUCUGAUUCUCCAUUGGUUGAGGUGUGCCAUCUUGUUUUAUCAAAGGAAAGUGCCAACUCAAAAAAUAGUUUGGAUUGUGCCAUCUCAGUUCCCUGUGCCAAGGGAGAAAAUGCUGUAAUUUCCAGAGGCCUCCUUGAAUGGAAUGCACCACCAGCAGCAACCUUAUAUUUUUGUGAAAUAGUGGGAGAAGGAUACCAGAUCCUUGUCACGUCUUCAUAGCUGGUCCAAAGAGUUGAGACUGGAAAGGGUGCCACUUUCAGAAGAUUGUGAAAUUCUAAUUCUUCAAUUAUUAUUUCCAUUUUUACUUGCUGUUACACAAAACGGAGAGCAUAAACAUUAUUUGGGUCAGAGGGUGGCGUUGUGUGCCAUCUCCCUAGGAAAGCCGGAUAUGAUGGGUCCACUUUCACAGAGAGAUAGCAGUGGUGGGUCCUGUCCCAGUAACCCAAGGUUGCUGGGAAAUUUAUACCAAUAGCAUUAUGGAAGGAUCAGGGCACAGCUGUGGUAACAGCUCAUGAUAUUUGGAUACAUGGAGCAUAUCUAACCAAAGACUCAGUCUGGUUUAAUAACAAAUCAUUCCAUCUCCACUGGAUUUCCUGGGAGUUGUAGUACUGUAGGAUUCUAGAGCAAUGUCUCUCCUUCCAGAUGUUGUGUUGCAACUCCCAUUAGCCCAUUGCUAACAUAGCUAAUGACAGAUGAGAGUUCAGCAACAUCUAGAGGGCUGCAUGUUUCUCCUCCUUCCUCUGCAGUCACGUAAUCUUUGCCAGGAUAAUACUAUUCUGGAGGAGAAGGGUGGAACCAUGGCAGUUUAAGUGAUAAAAAAUGGUUACAACAUGGAAAGUAGAUAUGUUCUUAGGGUGUGCGUACACCUGCACUCUCAAACUGAGACAGCAUCCAGAUCUGCAAUAACAGGAGCUAGUCUGCAGUGCACAAUGUAGUCUCAUACCAUUACUGUCUCAUGCAUACAACCAAGGUAAAAGAGAAAACACAUUUUGCUUCUCUGAAGGAGAAAAGAUACACAUGAUUCCUGACUAGAUGGAUAUCUACAACAUUAUGGACUAUCUCUCCCUUACCUCCCAAUAAUAAUAAUAAUAAUAAUAACAACAACAAGAACAACAAGAACAACAACAUUUAGAUAAGUAAAUAGAUACUAUAUGAUUGUUCAAGUUGUGUAAUAGUAUAAAAGGCUUCAACAAACAGAAAAAUUGGAACAGUCCACUAGAAGCACGGAGGGGAGACGUCA
This is a messenger RNA of Pogona vitticeps (central bearded dragon), 4421 nucleotides long. It is a transcript of the gene MAMSTR, whose product is annotated as MEF2 activating motif and SAP domain containing transcriptional regulator. Gene Ontology annotation, biological process: smooth muscle cell differentiation; positive regulation of transcription by RNA polymerase II. Gene Ontology annotation, cellular component: nucleus. The record is from RefSeq and is a predicted model, not a curated record. Gene Ontology annotation, molecular function: transcription coactivator activity. Lineage: Eukaryota; Metazoa; Chordata; Lepidosauria; Squamata; Agamidae.